Molecule: messenger RNA, 5519 nt
Organism: Puntigrus tetrazona (Sumatra barb)
Lineage: Eukaryota; Metazoa; Chordata; Actinopteri; Cypriniformes; Cyprinidae
Gene: map3k9
Product: mitogen-activated protein kinase kinase kinase 9
Exons: 11
Coding region: 267-3284 (1005 amino acids)
Biological process (GO): protein phosphorylation
Molecular function (GO): ATP binding; protein binding; JUN kinase kinase kinase activity
Source: RefSeq, a predicted model, not a curated record
GGUGAGUGCCGCUGGCUCGGGAGCGGAUGAGGGGUGCGUUACAAUGUUGUAGCCAAUUAAAGCUAAAAGUGCCUUAUGUUCGGGUCCGAAAGAUCAUUUCACGAACAGGAGCGGUCUCUUAUGAGACGGGCUGCGGGUCUGGAGCUCGUUGAGGCGAGAGGUUGCUCGGAUUAAUUGCUACUUAUGCUGCGGCUUUGCUCCCGGUCUUGAGCUCUGCGGCAGGUGAGGAGCUGAACCGGGCCGGGCCGCCCUUAUGGAUCGGCAGCAUGGAUGCUUUCAGUUUCCCCUUUAACAGCAGCGGCGGCCCGGACAGCAAAGACGGCGAUGAAGCCGCAGAGCCCCGGCCGGAGUUUGGCCCUGCGGCGGCGGCGACCCCGUCCGGAGCCGGUUACUGGACCGCCGUGUUCGAUUACGAAGCUACCGCCGAGGAUGAGCUCAGUCUGCGGAAGGGGGAUCGGGUGGAGGUGUUAUCCAAGGACUCGCUGGUGUCCGGGGAUGAAGGGUGGUGGACAGGUAUGAUCGAAGACCGGGUCGGUAUUUUCCCUAGUAACUACGUGAGCAGUAACGGCAUCUCCGAGAAGAUUCGGGACACGCCGGAAGACUAUGGCGAUUACUCGGUGCCUCAGUUACAUUUGCUUCAGAUAGAUUUCAGUGAGCUGGCGCUGGAGGAAAUGAUCGGUGUCGGAGGUUUUGGAAAAGUGUACCGUGCCAUUUGGAAAGGGAUGGAGGUGGCGGUGAAAGCCGCUCGGCGGGACCCCGACGAGGAUGUGUCGCAGACGCUGGAGAGUGUCCGUCAGGAGGCCAAGCUCUUUGCCAUGCUCACACACCCCAACAUCAUGGGCCUUCUGGGAGUGUGCCUGCAGGAGCCCAACCUCUGCCUGGUAAUGGAGUAUGCUCGCGGGGGGCCACUCAACCGGGCCCUGGCUGGGAAACGCAUCCCUCCUCACACGCUGGUGGACUGGGCGGUACAGAUUGCAAGAGCCAUGCUAUACCUGCACUGCCAGGCCAUUGUACCUGUCAUCCACAGAGACCUGAAGUCCAGCAACAUUCUGAUUCUGGAACGCGUGGAGAAUGACGAUUUGAGCAACAAGACUCUGAAGGUGACAGAUUUUGGUUUGGCUCGGGAGUGGCAUCGAACCACGAAGAUGAGCGCAGCAGGGACAUACGCCUGGAUGGCUCCUGAGGUCAUCCGCUCCUCGACCUUCUCCAAGGGCAGUGAUGUUUGGAGUUAUGGAGUUUUGCUGUGGGAGCUGCUGACGGGAGAGGUGCCAUUUCGUGGCAUUGAUGGUCUGGCGGUAGCUUAUGGUGUGGCCAUGAACAAACUAUCCCUGCCGAUUCCCUCCACCUGUCCUGAACCCUUUGCCCGGCUGAUGGAAGACUGUUGGAAUGUGGACCCUCAUGCACGACCCCCCUUCACCAGUAUACUAGACCAGCUGACAGCUAUCGAGGAGUCAGGCUUCUUUGAAAUGCCUGCAGAAUCCUUUCAAUCCCUGCAGGAUGACUGGAAGCUGGAGGUUCAGGAGAUGUUUGACCAGCUCAGAGCCAAAGAGAAGGAGUUGAGAUCCUGGGAGGAGGAACUAAGUCGUGCAGCCAUACAACAGAAAUAUCAGGAAGAGGCUUUGCGGCGGCGGGAGCAGGAACUGGCGGAGAGAGAAAUUCACAUUCUGGAGCGAGAGCUUAAUGUCAUCAUUCACCAGCUGUACCAGGAGAAACCACGAGUUCAAAACCGCCAUGGAAAGUUCCGGCGGAGUCGACUUAAACUGCGUGACGGGAACCGCAUCAGCCUGCCGUCCGAUUUCCAGCAUAAGAUUACAGUCCAAGCCUCUCCUUCUCUGGACAGAAGGCGGAGCCUAAUGGGCAGUAACUCCACCCCUCCAAACAGCCCCCCUGUUUUGCCACGCCUCCGAGCGAUCCAAUUGACUCCGGGGGUCGGAUGUCAAGCCUGGGGUCGUAAUGCUGCAUUCCAGUAUGAUGAAGAUGAGGAGAGGAAGACUUCACGCAAAAAAGGGAGAACGCAAAGGGAACACAGCGCUGAUGAGAGUUUGAAGACUCCUAAAGAGGGCAGUCGGCAGCGUUCCUGCAGCGCUCCAAACCUGCGACGUUCCCCCAGACACAGUCCCGCUGUUCCCGGCGUGUGCAGCCUGGCAGAGACUGAAAAUGAAGACUGCUGCUUCCCGUCGGAGUCAGCUGACUCCCCUGGCCAAUCAUACCUCUGCAUCCCUUUCCACAGGGAUGGAUCUGCUAUGGACAGUUACGGCAUGGAGUGCGGGACGACUGGAAUGACUUCUGACGUUUCCCCCAGUUAUACGCGGCGGAGCCCCAGUGGAAGCCGUAGAUCUGAACUGGUGUUGCUGGGCUGCGGGGCGGCUCUGGCUGCUGUGGGUUUAGGUCAAAAUCUAUUGGACCUGGUGCGUGUGGAAGAGAGUGUACGUCCGCGAUGGGAAGGGCUGUUUCACCGUAGCGGGGGUCCAAGUCGCGGCGCCAGCCCACCCACACGCAAACUCUUCAAACGGGAAAGCCCCCGUCGCCCUCCCCCUCUGCCCACGUCCCUCACGCUCCUGUCUCUUUCAUCUGUGUCUGAUUGUAACUCAACCAGAUCUCUUCUUCGCUCUGACAGUGAAGAGCUGCUCGUGAUACGCCCACCUACGCCCCAUGCUCCACCCCCUGGACAGACCCCGCCUCCUCUGAACCCACUUGUCAACACUCACCUGGAGAGUUUUAAACGGCACCCUCGACAGUCUUUGACGCCCACACAUGUGCCCUCUGCACCCAGUGCCGCCUGCAGGCUUCAUCGCACACCUUCAGAUGGUGCAAUAAAGAUGGGCUGCCCGCCCGCCCAUAACAACCACAAUCACGCCCCUACCACGCCGUCCAAAACAACAGUGACUCCAUGGACAUUAAGUGAAGACCCCUCAGAGGUGCCUCGUCUUCCUGAUCCUAAUCUUGUUUUCCCACCUACGCCACGUCGGCGCUUUCAGCCUGAGCGUCCCAAAACUCUGGACUUCCUGGCUAGACCUCGCCCCUGUCCACGAGCACGCUGUGGAUCCCAGUGGGGCGAAUCUCCUGCCCACACAUCCAGCACUGAAACCCCAUCCACUGUGGAGUUUGGAGGAGGUGUGGCUGUGUUGCCCACUCCAAUGGAACCACCAACCCCCUGUUCCCCUUGGGUAAAUGACAGCCUUUUGGACCAACAGGAUGAAGGUCAAUACAGGGACGGGACACGGCCUCUCUCGUCAGAUCCCAGAGACUCACCUUACAGAGUGCGACCAGGGUUUUGCUCCUGAUUUCACCUUCAUAAAUUUAGACCCACUUGGUUUCAGAUGUAGCACUUAGACUAUCAAGUCAAUGCAAGGGGAGUUCUGGAUACCCUGGAGAAAAAAAACCUGCUGAAAUCAGAGUAAGAUGGUUAGCUUAUCUUAGAAACGUAAGGUUUAAGAUGGUCUUAGCUGGUUUAAGCCUGGUCAAGAUAGCUUGGUGGUCAGGGUUAGUGCUCGAAACCCCUCUUAAACCAGCCAUCAGACUUAACUUAACUAGAAGACCAACUAAGACCAGCAAACAAACUUGGUCUGGUUUGAUUUUUUUUUCAGUAUAUGUAUUCACAACUGAUUUUAGCGAUAAGGAUUAAUUACCCAAUAUAAACCAAAGGUGCUUGGUUUGUGCAUAAUACACAUGCAGUUAUGGUUUGAACUAUGUCCAAUUCAAUAUUACAGAUUUUCAACACAUACACUCCCCAUUUUCUUCUUCUGUAUUUUGCCUUGUUUCCCAGUACAAAUAUAUAAACAUUCUUAAAUCAAGAUACAUUUUUUGAGAAUCUAAGUGACUGAAUGAAACGUCCUGUUUUCUUUAAAAAAAAAUCUAAAAUCUAAAUUAAGUGACUUCAUGCUUAAAGGAAGAAGAAAAAUUUAAAGCAACUGCAAGUAGUUUGGAGCCCCGUGCAGUUAGGUGAGUGGAGUUCACUCAUAAAUACAACACAAUUUUCUAUAAUUUAGCUUGAUUUAAGGAUGUUUAGCUUAUUUAUACUGUAAAACUAUAAUAUUGAGGAAGAGUAUCGUUUAUUGCAGUGUGGGAUCUAACAGUGCAUUUUGAUAAGCUCCUCUUCAGUAAACUCUACUAUUUACCACCAGGCAUUAUAAGCUAUUGAAUAAAAAUGCAAUCCAGAUGCUUCUUUAAAGGCCGGACUGAUUUCUGAGUGCUUUAGAAAAGUACAGGGUCUGCAGGGGCUGGGAUCUUGAAAGACAUUUAUCAGGACACUUUUUUUAAUUUGCAAACUUCUUUUUUUAUUCAUAUGGAGUGUAUUAUCUGAGCUGUACUGCUGCGCUGUAUUGACUUCCUCUCUGUAUGUCCUGUACACACGUCUGCAUGUUUAUAGUAGAUUUAGCUCUCUGAACUUAGCACUGAAUUUGCUGGGGAACAUUAGAAGGUUUAUUUCUGCUACUCAUUUCAGAGAUUUCAGGUUUUAUUUUUCUUACAUAAUUCAGAUUGUACAUCUUUAGAAGUGCUUUUUCCGGUCUCUUGAAUGUAUAGUUCUGUCAUACCUUUCAUAUUUAGACACAUUCGAGAUCACUGAUUGUUCUGUGGUUUUCACUGUAGCAUGCAGCACAUAGUCUUUCACAAAUAAUAUGCCUAAUUAGUGACCUCUUCACAAUCCACUAUCCGUUAUGAAACAUUUGGAAAUGUCUUAAAAGAGGAAAGUUAGAAUUUAUUGGCUCUACAUUUUCAGCUAUGUAACAUUCAGGUACAUUAUUGCAGUCUUCCGUUGUCUGUGCAUGUGCAGUAUGUGUGGUGCGAUUGUGUGUGUGUGUGUGUGUGUGUGUGUGUGUGUAUGCAUGCAAUUCAGUGUAACUGAUAGAUUCCAAGGUGUAUGUGCAUUGAAUUUUGUUGGAGUGCAUAUUGAAUUUGUUUUGCAAUUUUAGUGCAAUAUUUGUUAAUAUAAGUUUACACAUAUUUAUUUAUUUAAAUUAUUUUUAUAUUUUUCACAUUUUUGUUAAGAUAAAACUGAUGAAGCGAAACAUUUCUGUCUACAUUUAUGAACAUGUUCAGACAUUUGUCAUUCUUUUGCACGUUUACAGCGGUGUUGUCUUCCUGUCUCAGUCCAAUCUUUCAUCUCUACACUGUCGAAGAGGCCCUCUAGAGACAAAACAACAUUUAGAGCCAAAACACAAGUGCUUGUGUCCGUCUGCCCCUUUUUUGUCACAUGAAGCAAGAUUUUGAACAUCAUUUUUAAUGCACAUGGCAAAAUGAACUUGCAGUAGGCAGAGACUUGAAAUCUGGCAAAAAUAUUUGGUUGAGGAUUUAAAAACUCUCAUUUCAUUCCAUCUGUAUGUGGAGCAGGGGUGUUUUUUAUGGCUUAAAGGAAUGCGUAGCCAUCAUCAGGAGCAUCUGCUAUCAUUUAUCAGCACAAUCACUGUUGUCCUGAAGAGCAGGUGUUUUGGGUUCAGAAGCUGCUGCUAUGAAACUUGUACUUGCACCCGAGCACAUUAGACUUGUGUAAGAGCUCAAUUAAAGCCCUGAAAUGCUGA